AUGGGGCGACGAUCAACAUCAACUACUAAAGGCGGCCGUUACAUGAAUCCUACUGAUCAAGCGCGCAAAGAAGCGAGAAAAAAAGAGUUAAAAAAGAAUAAGAAGCAACGAAAAUUUGUGCGAGAAGCUGUAUUGAGGAGUAGGAACCCUAAAAGUAUACUUGAAGAAAUUGAAAAACUGGAGCAACAAGAAUUAGAAGCUGGACUGACGGCUGCAUCAAACGAUAAACCAUUAAAAGAGAAAAGGAGAAAAUUGAAAGAGUGUUUUGAUAAAACUAUAAAACUGUUCGAAAAGGAAGACCCUGACCGAUAUAACGAGUACAAAAGGAUGGAACUAGAAUAUGAACAACGGCGAAAGAAAGUAAUAUAUUGCUAUGAAUCUAAGCGCAAAGCAAUGGCUCUUCCUUUAGAUGAUAUUCCACUUCCUGAUACAGUAACCGAUAACGACGUGCUCUCUGAUGAUAUUCCUUUACCAGAAGAAGAAUAUGAGCUGAGUGAUGAACUAGCUACCGAAACGAAUAUCAAAGCUUCUAAUGUAAGAAGUGCUGACGCUGAAGAUCAUGAUGACAGUAAUGAUGAUGACGACGAGAGCUCUAGUAGCGAUUCCAGUGAUAGUACUAGCCCACUCGAUGAAGAUCUAUCAAAUAAAGUUUACGAUGAAGUUCAAGGAGAUCCAUCCAGUAAGUUUCCACUGAGCUUUGAUGAUAAAACAAGCAAAUUGAGCGAUAAUAACGCUGGGAGAAUCCCAACAAUUAUUCCUGGUCCGCCAUCACAUUUCUUGGCGACGUUAUCGCGGCCUCCAUUCAUGCCACAAAUACCUCCAGGUCUCCCAAACCGCUUACCGCCUGGCCCUCCUCCUGGACCUCCACCUACUAAUAUAUUACGGCCUGGAAUGCCUCCACCAAUGGCCACUUUUAUGAGAAAUUCACAACCAUCAUUAACUUUACCAGAAUCGGCAACUCCUCAACCAUCUACUACUAGCAAUACUGAUAGAUCCGAUGAUGCACCAAUAGACCUCAGUUGUAAAAAGAAUUCAACAAGUGCAACUAUUAGUGCUAAGCCUCAGUUGCGUAGUAAUACAUCUGAAGUAAAAAAAUUUGUUCCACUGUCACUACGCGUUCGUAGAGAUCAGGCUAUAAAGCAGCAAGCGAUGAAACCAAUAGUCCAAAGUAGUAUUUCUACUAUGCCUGUAGCUACCUUGAAUCAGUCCUCAAAAAAUUCCAAUAAGUUUUCUACAGAUGUAGCAUAUGCAGACUUUAUGAAGGAAAUUCAAGGCCUUUUGUAA
Trichoplax adhaerens is the source of this 1284-nucleotide messenger RNA. RefSeq lists its product as uncharacterized. Lineage: Eukaryota; Metazoa; Placozoa; Uniplacotomia; Trichoplacea; Trichoplacidae. Gene Ontology annotation, cellular component: spliceosomal complex. The coding region runs from base 1 to 1284 and encodes 427 amino acids. Gene Ontology annotation, biological process: mRNA cis splicing, via spliceosome. The record is from RefSeq and is a predicted model, not a curated record. The transcript is spliced from 10 exons.